This is a messenger RNA of Endocarpon pusillum Z07020, 2772 nucleotides long. RefSeq names its product dipeptidyl-aminopeptidase B. The record is from RefSeq and is a predicted model, not a curated record. Gene Ontology annotation, biological process: proteolysis. Lineage: Eukaryota; Fungi; Ascomycota; Eurotiomycetes; Verrucariales; Verrucariaceae. Gene Ontology annotation, molecular function: serine-type peptidase activity; dipeptidyl-peptidase activity. The transcript has 2 exons. The coding region runs from base 1 to 2772 and encodes 923 amino acids.
AUGGGAAACGAGCUGGAUGGUAAUGCGGAGGAAACAGAACCUCUCACCAAGAAGGAAUCUUCAACCACGCCGUCUGAACGCCACUCACAAGAUUCCCUGACCUCCAUCUCUACGACGUCUCUCGUCCUCGAGCAACUGAAUACCACUUCACACCAACAUGGCGGUGUGCGUAAGGGCAAGCCGACCCAUGACUUUGAAUACAGAGACAAUGAGGAGGACAUCGAGGCACCAAGAUUUAUGCGCCCUGCGGGCAAGCCUCUUUCGAGAGGAACUAAACGUAUUAUCUGGUUGGUCGUGGUGAUUGCCGUUGCGGGUUGGGCUCUUGCCCUCGGUUCAUUCUUGGUCAAUGGCACCUACAAACACGCUUCAAAGCUGGCAUAUGACCACGAAACACCGUCCAAAAGCUCCGGAAGGAAAGUCACAUUGGAUCAGGUGAUGAGUGGACAGUGGUACCCUCAUCGUCAGGAAAUUUCGUGGAUCCGAGGUGCAGACGGUGAGGAUGGGUUGCUGCUGGAAAAAAAUCAGCCUGGCAAGGACUAUCUUGUGGUGGAAGAUGUGAGAAGUCGGCGUGGGGACUCCAAUGCAAUUGCCAGCAAGACGCUUGUACGGAUGGGAGCUUUCGAAGUCAAUGGCAAGAAUAUCUCUCCGGAUCAAGUCUGGCCCAGUCCGGAUCUGAAGUCUGUCUUGGUCAUGUCGGGGUUUCAAAAAAACUGGCGACACUCUUUCACUGGUUAUUAUUGGAUAUUUGAUGUGGAGACACAAGGAGGCCAACCCUUGGAUCCUCUUCACCCGGAUGCUCGGAUCCAGCUUGCUUCAUGGUCACCCACUUCAGAUGCAGUCGUCUUCACAAGGGACAAUAAUAUGUUUAUCAGAAGUCUGGUGUCUGGAGAGGUAAAACAAAUCACCACAGAUGGUGGUGAACAGCUAUUCUACGGUGCCCCAGACUGGGUGUAUGAGGAAGAAGUGUAUCAGACCAAUAGCGUAACAUGGUGGGCCAAAGAUGGCAAGUAUAUUGCUUACCUCCGCACCAACGAGUCAGAUGUGCCCGAGUAUCCUGUCCAGUACUUCCUGUCUAGACCCAGUGGAGAGAAACCUGCUCCGGGCCUUGAGAAUUAUCCCGAAGUGCGCCACAUCAAAUACCCCAAAGCUGGCGCCCCUAAUCCUACGGUUGACCUAGAAUUCUACGAUGUCGAAAGGGACCAGGUCUUCUCGGUGGAUAUUGCGGGAGGAUUUGCUGAUGACAAUCGUCUGAUCACUGAAAUUGUAUGGGCCGCUUCGAACCAGGUACUCGUCCGGGAGACAAAUCGAGAGAGUGACACGGUCCGAAUCGUCCUCAUAGACGUCAAAAGUAGGACUGGAAAGGUUGUAAGAACGCAAGAUGUGGCAGGCUUGGAUGGAGGUUGGGUAGAACCUUCACAGACUACUGCGUUCGUGCCAGCUGAUCCAGCGAAUGGGCGACCGCAUGAUGGCUAUAUUGACACCGUUAUCUACAACAACUAUGAUCACCUGGGAUACUUCUCUCCUCUCGAUGCUUCUGAGCCAACCAUGCUGACCGAGGGUGAUUGGGAAGUCGUGGAAGCACCUUCAGCGAUUGACCUCGAGAACAACCUGGUCUACUUUCAAGCCACGAAACAAGCUCCGACCCAACGACAUAUCUAUUCAGUCCACUUGGACGGCACCAACCUCACAGCAGUCGUACCAGACGAUAAAUCUGCCUACUACUCAGCGUCUUUCUCUACGGGCGCGGGCUAUGCUCUGAUUACUUAUCAAGGCCCUGGCAUCCCCAAGCAAGAACUUAUCAGCACCCCAUCCAACGAGCAGGCAUAUCAAGAAACCGUUGAGCAAAAUUCCGACCUCGCCAAAAUGGCUGCCGAGCACGAACUUCCCCACGAAAUCUACCAAAACGUAACCAUCGACAAUUUUACCUUGCAAGUGGUGGAAAUCCGCCCUCCACAUUUUGACGAAAACAAGCAGUAUCCCGUCCUCUUUCACCUCUACGGUGGUCCCAACUCCCAAUCCGUCGACCGAAAUUUCAAUGUCGACUUCCAAUCCUACGUCGCGUCCAGCCUGGGCUAUAUCGUCGUGACUGUCGACGGCCGAGGCACCGGCUACAUUGGCCGCCAAGCGCGCUGCAUCAUCCGCGACGACAUCGGUAAAUACGAAGCGCGCGAUCAAAUCGAGACGGCCAAGAUGUGGGCGGCCAAGAAAUAUGUUGACGCAGAGCGAAUGGCAAUCUGGGGCUGGAGUUACGGCGGCUUCAUGCCCUUGAAACCCCUGGAAGCCGAUGGCGGGCGAACAUUUAAAUAUGGCAUGGCUGUUGCGCCUGUCACUGACUGGCGCUUUUAUGAUUCUGUAUACACCGAACGGUAUAUGCACACACCGCAACAUAACGCUCAGGGUUAUGACUCGUCAGCCAUCAGCAACAUGACCGCCCUGUCCCAAAAUGUACGAUUUUUGGUCAUGCAUGGCAUCGCAGACGAUAACGUGCACAUGCAGAGCACUUUAACAUUGAUCGAUAAAUUGGAUUUGGCCAGUGUGGAGAAUUAUGAUGUUCACGUCUUUCCGGAUUCGGAUCACAGUAUCCGAUUUCAUAAUGCGAAUCGUAUGGUCUAUGAGCGAUUGAGUAAUUGGCUGAUCAAUGCAUUCAAUGGCGAGUGGUUGAAGACCGAGGACCCGACCCCAGCCCAAAGAGAUGGAGUUGAUGGUAAAAGAGGGAGAAGCGAGUUCAAGAGAGCAUUGGAAAGGGAAAACCUGCUGCUUUUGCCUGACUGA